AUGCCGCUCAGCAUAUGCAGUGUCUGGAGCGAUGAACGGUACGCGGGGAACAAGAGCCGUUUUAAAAUCAUGUCUCGGUCAUUAGCCGAAGAAGAUUCUUUCGAUGUGAGCAAAUUGAGGAAAGGAGUACGAAGCGGGGUUUUAUUUUCUAUAAUGAACCUGGCUAAAGGCGCGCUCGGCGGAGGCGUGCUUGCCGGUCACGUGGCGUACAUGACGGCCGGCUACUUACCCGCACUCAUCCUCAAUAUGAUCUACGGGGUCUACAUGUGCUUCAACUUUUAUAUUUUAGUGUUGUCCGCACAAAGGCUGUGUCGCCGAUGCCACGUGCCUUCUAUGACGUAUCCAGAUGUCGGCGAGGCUGCGUUCGCUCUGUACCCCAAUCCCAAGGUUGCAAGAUGGUCGACUUGCUACAGAAAAUGGAUCGAUGUCAUAACAUGUUUGAACCUGUUCGGGUCCUGUGCCGCGUACCAGCUGAUGGUGGCUAAAACUAUCAAACAAUUGGCAGAAGACACCCAGGAGAGCAUUAUAGAGGGGUUGUUUCCAGGGUUACCAAAUUUGCGAGCUUAUAUUGCUUUUAUGAUCGUUCCAUUUAUCAUCAUCUGUCUGAUUACUGAAAUUAAAUACUUGGCGCCAUUUUCGAUUGUUGCAAAUGUUGUAAUAGCGGUAGCCAUUAUCAUGACCAUCAACUACGCAGUAAAAAACAACCCGGGCUUCGAGAAUAUGGUGGUGGCGAAUAGCUUCAUGGACAUUAUCAAAUACACCGGCAUGGCAGUUUUCAGUAUGUCGUGCGCGGGAGUCGUUAUACCGGUGGAGAACAACAUGAAAGAUCCCAAGAAGUUUCCUCUUGUGUUAGGUAUCGGCUACAUUUUUAUCAUUGGCUCUGUGUUCUCGGCUUCAUUUUUCGGAUAUGUUGCGUUUUUGGACAAGUGUGAGUCGCCGAUAACGAUGAAUUUCCCUUUGAAAGUGGGUCCAAAAGUCCUUAAAGGUUUCAUAGCCGUCAUGAUUUACGUGACCCACGCGGUCAAUUUCUUCAUGCCGUUCAACUGUGUGUACUACUACCUGAAGCCUAAGUUUAAGCCAGAGAAUCAGUUCAAAAUGGAGCUUCUGUUCAGGGCGAUUAUAGUGGUAGUUAUCUCGUUGGUCGCCAUUGCGUUUCCUAGUGUUGAUGCCUUGAUGGGAUUUCUCGGCUGUUUCUGCCUCUCCAACAUGGCUUUCAUCUGUCCAAACACAAUCUACGUAUUGGUACACUACGACCGACCAGGUAAGAACAAGAAGUGGAUGAUUUGGCGCGCCGUUCUCCUCUCGCUGUUCGGAGUAUUCAUCCUCUUCUGCGGCUCCUUCGUCAGCGGCAAGGACCUCGUGUUUGCGCUGUUUAAGAAGAAGGCAACCACCACGACAGAAGCUCCUGCAUAG
Messenger RNA from Cydia fagiglandana, 1413 nucleotides. RefSeq names its product proton-coupled amino acid transporter-like protein pathetic. The transcript has 11 exons. Bases 1 to 1413 code for a protein of 470 amino acids. Gene Ontology annotation, molecular function: L-amino acid transmembrane transporter activity. Gene Ontology annotation, biological process: amino acid transmembrane transport. The record is from RefSeq and is a predicted model, not a curated record. NCBI's taxonomy places the organism in Eukaryota, Metazoa, Arthropoda, Insecta, Lepidoptera, Tortricidae.